Nicotiana tabacum (common tobacco) is the source of this 327-nucleotide messenger RNA. The record is from RefSeq and is a predicted model, not a curated record. Lineage: Eukaryota; Viridiplantae; Streptophyta; Magnoliopsida; Solanales; Solanaceae.
AUGAACACUCCUCCAAUUGGGCCCGAGGAACUAACUAACAUUGCCGCAAGUGUACGGCUUUCCGGUGGGCGAAAAAACGACCGCCGCAACACGAGAUCCGGUCAAAUCGAACGGUGCUCGCGUGCUGUGCUGGUAGCUCAGCCCGAAUCCGGAUCUUUUGUGAAGUACGCGAGUGUGGUUGCUUAUAUUCCGACUCAGACAAUGGCUGAUGAUAACGUUGGUAACGCGGAGCAGAAAAUUGAGAAUUUGGGUGGGAGAAGAGUUAAGAAACUAGGGUUUGUGGGAGAAGAGAGUCUGGUUGUAUGCAAACAGAGAGAGAUUGUAUAG